Cuculus canorus (common cuckoo) is the source of this 898-nucleotide messenger RNA. It is a transcript of the gene DUT, whose product is annotated as deoxyuridine triphosphatase. The transcript has 7 exons. Gene Ontology annotation, molecular function: dUTP diphosphatase activity; magnesium ion binding. The record is from RefSeq and is a predicted model, not a curated record. Lineage: Eukaryota; Metazoa; Chordata; Aves; Cuculiformes; Cuculidae. Gene Ontology annotation, biological process: dUTP catabolic process; dUMP biosynthetic process. The coding region runs from base 79 to 624 and encodes 181 amino acids.
CCGUGCAGCCGCAAUCGCGUCCCCCGGCAGCGCUGGGAGCAGCGCCGGGAGGGCCGGGAGGGCCGAGGCCACAGCGCGAUGCUCGCCCGGCAGCUGCUGCGGCCCCGCGGGCUCAGCGCAGCAAUGCCUGCUCCCGAGGCUGUCCCGCUGCCAUCCCCCAGCAAGAGGCAGAAGGGCUCGGGGCCCGGGGAGCCAGAUGGGCGGCUCCGCUUCGCCAAGCUGUCUGACAACGCCGUCACCCCCUCCAGGGGCUCUGCUCGGGCCGCGGGCUACGAUCUCUACAGUGCGUAUGACUGUGUGAUACCACCCAUGGAAAAGGCUGUAGUGAAAACAGACAUUCAAAUUGCACUUCCUUCUGGAUGCUAUGGCCGAGUAGCACCGCGUUCUGGUUUAGCUGCAAAGCACUUCAUAGAUGUUGGUGCUGGUGUAAUUGAUGAGGAUUACAGGGGAAAUGUUGGUGUGGUACUCUUCAACUUCGGCAAGGAAGCUUUUCAAGUUAAAAAAGGGGAUAGGAUUGCCCAGCUCAUCUGUGAACGCAUUUUCUAUCCUGAGCUAGAAGAAGUUCAAGCUCUAGAUGAUACAGAACGUGGCGAAGGUGGCUUUGGUUCUACUGGAAAGAACUGAAAAUUAUUUGAAUACGAUUUCUAUAUUUUUUUUUUAUGCUAUUUAAAUUUUCAUUAGAAGUAGGAGUUUGGAGAAUGUAAAAAGUUUUAUUCAGACUUCUCUCCCUCUGUUCUGUCUAGUUUUACAGGCAGUGAAUUCAUCCGCAUUAUGGGGAAGAUAUGCAUGACUGACCCGAUUAAUUAGUUGGAGUAUUUCUUAUUUCUACAUGUUCAGUCCUCACUGGCAAGAACUUCGUUGUUUAUGUGCUGAUUAUGCCAUAAUAAAUUAAAAAAAA